GCCUGAACUCCGAACUUUCGAGGUUGACCCGCCCGGGCGGUCCGAAUUUAAUUUGCCUUCCCAAUCUACAGAGUGAAUGCACUUUCAGUUCCUCUUUCGUUGCCUCUCGCCACCGGAAUUUCACUGACGACGUCGUCGUUGUCGGAGGCCUUUUAGAAGAAAGAGAAUGUCAGUGCUGAUAGUCACGAGCUUAGGGGACAUAGUUGUGGAUUUGUUUACGGACAAGUGCCCCUUAACAUCUAAGAACUUCUUGAAGCUCUGCAAAAUUAAGUAUUACAAUGGUUGUCUAUUUCACACGGUUCAGAAGGAUUUUACAGCACAGACUGGUGAUCCAACUGGGACUGGUUCUGGAGGUGAUUCAGUUUACAAAUUUCUAUAUGGCGAUCAGGCUCGCUUUUUCGGUGAUGAGAUUCAUCUUGAUUUGAAGCAUGCUAAGACAGGCACUGUUGCCAUGGCUAGUGCUGGAGAGAAUCUUAAUGCUUCUCAGUUUUAUUUUACACUGCGAGAUGAUCUAGAUUAUCUUGAUGGGAAGCACACUGUUUUUGGUGAAGUAGCAGAAGGGUUUGAUGCUUUAACAAGGAUUAAUGAGGCUUAUGUAGAUGAGAAUGGAAGACCCUUCAAAAAUAUCCGAAUCAAGCACACCUACAUACUGGAUGAUCCUUUUGAUGAUCCAUCACAGCUAGCUGAGUUGAUUCCUGAUGCAUCCCCAGAAGGAAAACCAAAAGACGAGGUUGAUGGUGAUGUACGCCUUGAAGAUGAUUGGGUGCCUCUUGAUGAGCAAAUAGGUGCAGCUGAGCUUGAAGAGGUUCUACGUGCUAAGGAAGCCCGUUCUAGUGCUGUUGUACUUGAGAGUAUUGGGGAUAUUCCUGAUGCAGAGAUAAAGCCUCCUGAUAAUGUGCUUUUUGUCUGUAAACUGAAUCCGGUUACUGAAGAUGAGGAUUUGCAUACAAUUUUCUCACGUUUUGGAACUGUUUUGUCGGCUGAAGUAAUUCGUGAUUUUAAGACUGGAGACAGUUUAUGCUACGCUUUCAUCGAAUUUGAGACUAGAGAGGCAUGCGAACAAGCUUAUUUCAAGAUGGAUAAUGCUCUGAUUGAUGACCGUAGAAUACAUGUGGAUUUUAGUCAAAGUGUUUCAAAGCUGUGGUCACAGUACAGGCGCAAAGAUCACCAAAUGGGUAAAGGAAAUGGCUGCUUCAAAUGUGGUGCUUCUGAUCACAUGGCCAAGGAUUGCACUGGGGGUCCUGUUGUCGGGCAGCAACCACAGAAGUAUGUGUUAAAGGAUGAUAACCUGCAGCAUGGUGGAGGCAACUCUAGUUAUGAAAUGGUAUUUGAUGGAGGCCCUUCGGAAAGUCCAACACAAGGGAAGAGACAUCAGGGCCGUGAUCGAGAUGAUAGAGAUGACUCAAGUCAUAGGGAUCGAGAAAAGAGAGGCUCAAGUGAUAGGCACAGGCAGAGUGACAGAAGUAGAGGAUACAGAGGGGACGAAUUGGGACGAGAUAGUAAAGAAAGUCGACAUGGUGGAAGUAGAAGUAGUCGAGAUUACCAUGAAGAGCAGAGUAGAGAAAAGCACAGGGAGAUACGAAGAGACUUAGAUGAUGACAGGGUAAAUGAGCGGGAUUAUAGGAAGAGAAAUGGAGAAAAUGGUCGUCAUGCAGAAAGAAGGGAUGGUGGAGAUUAUAGAAAAGGUGCAGAUAUUGAUAGACUCCUGGAACGGAGUACCGACAGAGAUUAUAGCAAGACUAGUGCAGAUAAUGAUAGCAGAGCUGAAAAGAGGAAGGAUGGAGAUCAUAGAAAGAGAAGGGUGGAUUAUGAUAGUAGCCAUGGGGAUAGGAGGGAUGAUAGAGAUUAUAGGAAGAGGAACAGAGAUGGUGAUAGUGAUCGUCGAGAAACAAGAGAAGAAUCACUUCACAGAAAAAGAAGUACAGAUGAUGAUGAUGGUCACAGAGACAGGAGGGAAGAGCGGGAACGUAGAAGGCGAGACAAUGGUGGUAGUGAUGAUCAUGAUCGUGAGAGAAGUCAUCGGGCUGAGAAAAGGAGAUGAAAUGAUGAAUUUUAUUUUCUGUAUAUGGUUGUGCCAUUUUGCAUCUAACAUUUUAUUUCCUUUUUUCAUUUGUUCUUUGGGGAUUUAGAUCUUGUCUGAGUAAUUCAUGAUCUUGUCUGAAUUAUGAAAACUAAUUUUUACUUUA
This is a messenger RNA of Ziziphus jujuba (common jujube), 2186 nucleotides long. RefSeq names its product peptidyl-prolyl cis-trans isomerase CYP59. The coding region runs from base 167 to 2041 and encodes 624 amino acids. The record is from RefSeq and is a predicted model, not a curated record. Lineage: Eukaryota; Viridiplantae; Streptophyta; Magnoliopsida; Rosales; Rhamnaceae. Gene Ontology annotation, cellular component: nucleus. The transcript is spliced from 15 exons. Gene Ontology annotation, biological process: protein peptidyl-prolyl isomerization. Gene Ontology annotation, molecular function: RNA binding; peptidyl-prolyl cis-trans isomerase activity; zinc ion binding.